AUGUGGCUUGCUGGGACCUUGCGCCUGUGUGAUGCUUUUGCUUGCAAAGCUUGCAGCUCAACACUCACGGCGGAAGCUUCCGCGACGGCAGGCGCAGCGAGGCAUGUCUCGGCAGGUGCCACGUUCGGACAACUCGGGGCAACUUGUGCUUCGGCCAUCCUCAAAACUUGGAGCGAGUGGAACUUGAAAGAGAGGCUUGCAAUAGCCACGCCUCUCGAUCAAGCAUGUCAAGCUGUGCUUGCAAGACAGACCGUAGAGGCCGGGUUGCGCAGCUGUCAUUGCAGCUGUGCCAUCGGUCAAGCAUGUGAAGCCGCGCUGGCAGCACAGACCUUUAGGCACAAUUGUCAUUGCAGCUGUCCUGUCGGUCAAGCAUGUGAAGCCAUACUUGCAAGACUGACCAAACAGGCCCACGCCAUUGUCAUUGCAGCUGUUCCCUCGGUGAAGCAAAGCAGUCGCUGGCAUUGGGCACCCCAGGUGGAACGAAACAGAACGUGGGAAGCAGCAACAAGCUCACUUCGUCAUAGUCGCCAGUUGGAGGCCAGCCACGGCGACCGACUGAAGGCGCUGCCAGGCAGCAGGCUACCACCCAAGCGUCGCCGGCCAAGAUGCUGUUAG
This is a messenger RNA of Effrenium voratum, 615 nucleotides long. The record is from the annotation of a GenBank genome assembly. Lineage: Eukaryota; Dinophyceae; Suessiales; Symbiodiniaceae.